AUGGACAGUAUCUUGAAAGGAGUCCACAACAACAAUGGACUCAAGGAGUGCAGAGUCGGGUCACGGGCUGGCCUACUUGUGGCGACCGUGGCAGGACACGACAGGCGGGUUGGCGUCCCGGCGUCCUUGGGCAGGAACCGGAAGCUGCAGCAGCAGCAACAGCAGCAGCAGCAGGGGAGGAGGAGCGAGGCUGCUAGGCAGCUACCUGGACUGGGGCCGGGGCUAGAGGCACCGGUCGAUACUCACGCAGCUGAGGGCUGCGGCCGCAGCAGCCGCAGACAACACCGUGGCUCGCCCGCCUCCGCGUGCUCUGCCCUGCUGCCGGUGGCUGCGCCCGCCCAUCUCAGGGCCAAAGGUCGCCUCAUGGCAAAUAUAGCGAACCAUGAGAGUGUGCCGCAAACAGGAGAUGAAGCUCAGACUUGUUCCCGUGUGCUCGCAGGACCUUCGGGAGGCGGCCGGCCCCGCGGAGACCACGCGGCGCGGCCCCCAAGCGCGGGUGCGGACUCCUGCCUCAGCUGCGUCAAGGUGGCGCUCCUGGGUGCGUCCGCCGUCGGGAAGACCUCCAUCGUCAGGCAGUUCGUGUGGAACGAGUUCAGCGACGACUACUCGGCGACGGACCGCCGCUACGCCUACUACCCCACCGUGGUGAUCAACGAGCGCCUGUACGAGCUAAAGGUCUCCGACAUACCCGUCAUCCCCUACUUCCCCAUCAACUCCUUCUACGAGUGGGCCGACUUCCGCUUCUACGGACUCAGGAGCGCCAACGCUUACGUGCUGGUGUUCGACCUGUGCAACACGGACUCGUUCCAGUACAUCCGCAGCCUGCGCGACCAGAUGUGGGAGAGCCGCGACAUGCGCCACGUGCCCGUCGUCGUCGUGGGCAACAAGCUGGACGCGCUGCAGAUGCACGCCGCCGCCGCCGCCCGGCGCCGCGACAUCGUGACGCUGGUGCGCAAGCACUGGAAGUGCGCCUACGUCGAGUGCAGCGCCAAGUACAACUGGCGCGUCGUCGCCGUCUUCAAGGAGGUGACGCGCGCCGUCGACGCCGCCCUGCACUCCGCCAAGGACGCCACCUCGCCCAUGAUGGACAACUUCCACGGCGCGCUCGACCGCAACAAGUGCAGCAUCCUGUGA
Schistocerca nitens (vagrant locust) is the source of this 1134-nucleotide messenger RNA. Its product is annotated as ras-like protein family member 10B. The transcript is spliced from 6 exons. Lineage: Eukaryota; Metazoa; Arthropoda; Insecta; Orthoptera; Acrididae. Bases 1 to 1134 code for a protein of 377 amino acids. The record is from RefSeq and is a predicted model, not a curated record. Gene Ontology annotation, molecular function: GTPase activity; GTP binding.